CAGUGCAUUGUAAUAGCCUUUGUCUGUAGUUUCAGUGUGAUAUCUUUAUGUGUCGACUCUUGUACAGUAGGUCAAAGCAGUUUUUCAUCGAGAAGCCACACGUGUGGAGAAUUGUGCUCCAGUCAUAUAGAUGAAGAGGUUACUUUAUGUGGCUGGAUUCAGUACUUGAGGCAAGAUCUUUUUGUGAUCUUGAGAGACUUCAGUGGAUUGGUGCAAAUCCUUAUCCCACAGGAUGAGUUUGUUGCAGUAACAUGUUUUCACCAUUACUGUAUAUUUUUCUUUGGCACUGUAUAUCUUUCUUUGACACUUCUUAAGUCCAAAUCAGAACUGAAGAAUGCUUUUCUUGGUCUCACUUUGGAGUCGGUCAGUAUGGUUAAAGGAAGGGUCAGGCGUAGACCAGAGGGACAGGAGAAUAAGAAAAUGUCCACAGGAGAAAUCGAGGUCUGUGCUGAGAGCUUGGAAGUGCUGAAUACCUGUCGAAAGCUGCCGUUUGAAAUUAAAGAUUUUGUCAAAAAAUCCGAAGCCCUCCGGAUGCAGUAUCGCUAUCUUGAUCUUCGGUCACCCAGGAUGCAGUACAAUUUAAGACUGAGAUCACAAAUGGUGAUGAAAAUGAGGGAGUACCUUUGCAAUUUGCAUGAACAUUACCUGUCUUUCCCCGGAUUUGUGGAUGUGGAAACACCAACACUGUUUAAGAGAACACCAGGGGGUGCCAAAGAGUUUGUGGUGCCAUCUGGAGACCCUGGGAAGUUCUACUGUCUUCCACAGAGCCCACAGCAGUUCAAACAGCUUCUAAUGGUGGCUGGCAUAGACCGGUACUUUCAGCUCGCUCGCUGCUACAGAGACGAGGGCUCCAAGCCUGACAGACAGCCUGAAUUCACACAGGUGGAUAUUGAAAUAUCCUUUGUAGACCAAGCAGGAGUCAAGAGUUUGAUUGAAGGCUUGGUCCAUUACUCUUGGCCGUAGGACAAAGGACAGAUUAAUGUUCCUUUUCCCUCCAUGACUUAUGAGGAAGCCAUGAGAGACUACGGAGUUGACAAACCAGACACUAGAUUUGGGAUGAAGCUUGUGGAUGUCACCACAGCAUUCCAGGGAACGCAAAUCGAGUUCAUCAAAGAUGCACUUCUUAAACCAAGUGGCUGCAUUCAGGCCAUCUGCGUCCCAGAAGGAACAGAGGUGAGUGUGGCUCCAGUAAGGGCAGAUGGUUCACUGAAAUCCCCUCUCAGCCGGCUGCUUUCGGACACGGCCAAACAGCAGCUGCUCCAGAUGGCCCAGGCCAAUGCUGGAGACCUGAUCUUCAUCACAGCCGGACCCCGGGAGAACGCGUGCCCUCUGCUGGGAAAGCUGAGACUGCAGUGCGCGGAGCUGCUUGAGAGCUAUGGUGUGCCUGUUCGUGACCCAUCUGUCUUUCACUACUUGUGGGUGGUGGACUUUCCCCUCUUCUUACCCAAAGAGGAUAAUCCAGAGAUGCUCAAGGCUGCCCACCAUCCCUUCACUGCUCCAGUCCCCGAGGAUGCCCAUCUGCUGUACACCCAACCCCGCAAGGUGCGUGGCCAGCAUUAUGACUUGGUGCUGAAUGGCUGUGAGGUCGGAGGAGGUUCAAUACGCAUCCACAUUGCCUCUCAGCAGCUGUACGUCCUGGACACGAUUCUCAAGGAGGACCCAUCACUCCUUUCACAUUUAUUGGAGGCUCUGGACUCCGGGGCCCCUCCGCAUGGUGGAAUCGUAUUAGGACUGGAUCGACUGGUGUCCAUCAUUGUAGGAGCUCCCAGUAUCAGAGAUGUCAUAGCCUUUCCAAAAUCCUUCAGAGGUCACGACCUCAUGAGUCCUGCUCCAGACUUCGUCUCUGAAGAAGACCUGAAGCUGUACCAUAUUUCUGUAGUCUGGCCUAGCGCAGAUAUAGAAGGUCAGCAAGACAACUCAAUGUAAACUCUAAAAUGUGUGUUAAUAUGCUUAUGAUGUUACAUUUGCAUGAGGAUGCAAGAUGGUUCGCAAUUUCCAUCGGCACCAUGCGGUCGCCAUCUGUGUCCAUGCCUUGUGAUGGACUUCAGAGCAGAAGCAGCAGGAUCACUUCCUGUCCUGGGAGAAUUGAACACUAUCUUCUGAGCGAAGGUGACAUGUGUGUCCCCCUCAUCACAAAACCCUUCCUUCUGCUGCUUCAACAGAUCAGUUAUGUACAUUCCCAACAUAUGCAUGAUCUGUAAUUAGUGUUCUCAACUGUAAAUUUUUAAUUACAUUCGUUUCAGUGAAAAACUGGUGGAUUGUGAGUGUAAUUGAAUAUUCCAAUAGGGGGCAGCAUUGUUCCAUUGCAACUGUUUACAUUGCCCCCCCCCCAUUCACAUGCCCUGUGGCGAAGUCAGCAUGCACUAUAUCCUACAUUUUUUCUCCACCACCAGACGUACCAAAUAAAGCUACAUUUCAGUUUUUCUCAGCGAUGCCUUAUCUGCAAAAGCAGAUGCUCAUUUUUCAUGCCCAGGUACAGCUUCUCAUUAUAGCUAGUGUUGUUUUAAAGCAGACCUGUGAGUUGGCCACCAUGCUGUGAACAUAGUUUUGUGUAAGACAUGCUGUUUUUGCUGUUCUUCCAUUGACUUUUCUUUAAGUACCCACUUAUUGCCUAUUUACAUGACUAUGUUUACUUGGAAGUACCUGCCUUCAUUUGGUAGAUAUUUCCAUUAGUGCUUUAAAAUUCUGGUCUGGGCUUUUAUCCUGUAGUCCUCUUAAAAAGGGAUAGUUCACGCAAACAUAAAAAUUCUGUUCCAGACCAGCUUGAUUUUCUUUCUUAUGUGGAACACAAAAGAAGAUAUUUUCAAAAACAUCUCCAUGCUUUUUUUUUUGUCCAUAUAUGUUCUUUUGUGUUCUCCAGAAAAAAGAAAUACAGUCAGUGAUGCAUCAAAAAUACUCAGCUGGAAAAGCACAAGAAAAAUAAUUUUUCAGUUUCACAGGGCUGAAAUCAUCGACCGAAACCAUAACAUUUAAAUUUGUGCUUCUCCGACCAUGUCAGCUACAACAGGUAAAUACUUCAGCUGUGCCUAUAAAUAUGAUGCUAGGGACAAAAAUUUGUUCGGCUGAAAUAACAUUUAGCAAAUAUUAUGGGAAAGUUACAUUUGAAUGUUGUGUAAACCAUCUAAAUCAUCAACAUUUUUUUGCCGUCUGAAAUAAAAUGAUAUACAAAUAUGUGUUCACGGUGUAUUUUAAUCCUUUUAUGUUUAAAUACCUUCUGAGCGUUACAUCAGAGCAAGCGUGAUAUUUCUGAUCUCUUAAUGGAGAUGCUACCUGCAUGAUCGGCAAGAA
Molecule: messenger RNA, 3288 nt
Organism: Cyprinus carpio (common carp)
Lineage: Eukaryota; Metazoa; Chordata; Actinopteri; Cypriniformes; Cyprinidae
Product: aspartate--tRNA ligase, mitochondrial-like
Exons: 15
Biological process (GO): aspartyl-tRNA aminoacylation
Cellular component (GO): mitochondrion; cytoplasm
Molecular function (GO): ATP binding; aspartate-tRNA ligase activity
Source: RefSeq, a predicted model, not a curated record